AUGGCUGAAUUUAACAAAAUCCUGGUUGCCAAUCGCGGCGAAAUUGCCAUUCGCGUCAUGCGUGCUGCUAACGAGCUAGGCAAAAAAACCGUGGCGGUCUAUGCCCAGGAAGACAAGCUGGGGCUGCAUCGUUUUAAGGCAGAUCAGGCCUACCGAAUUGGUGAGGGUCUUGGCCCCGUAGCGGCUUACCUCAGUAUCGAAGAGAUUAUCCGGGUGGCCACGCACAGCGGCGCAGACGCUAUUCACCCAGGCUAUGGACUGCUCUCUGAAAAUCCGGAUCUGGUGGACGCCUGCGACAACGCCGGCAUCACCUUUAUUGGUCCCAAAGCUAAAACCAUGCGCCAGCUCGGCGACAAAGCGUCAGCCCGAAAAGUUGCCAUUGCUGCUGGCGUGCCGGUGGUUCCAGCCAGCGAAAUUCUGCCGGACGACCCGGAACAGAUUCGCCAGAUGGCCGAAGCCGUAGGCUAUCCGCUGAUGCUCAAGGCGAGCUGGGGUGGCGGCGGCCGUGGCAUGCGUUCCAUACAGUCGGCUGACGAACUACAGGAAAAGGUCCUUGAAGGCCGGCGGGAGGCAGAAGCGGCUUUUGGCAAUGGCCAGGGCUAUGUGGAACGCCUGAUUCAGCGCGCCCGCCACGUCGAAGUGCAGAUACUUGGCGACAGCCACGGCGAAAUCUACCAUUUGUGGGAACGCGACUGCUCUAUUCAGCGACGCAAUCAGAAGGUGGUGGAACGCGCCCCAGCGCCCUAUCUGACCCACGGUCAGCGCGAACAUAUCUGCAGUCUGGGCCGGCAAAUUUGUGCCCACGUUGGUUACGAGUGUGCUGGAACCGUCGAGUUCUUGAUGGACAUGGACACCGAUGAAUUUUUCUUCAUUGAGGUCAACCCCCGGGUCCAGGUCGAGCACACGGUAACCGAAGAGAUCACCGGCAUUGAUAUCGUCAGCGCGCAAAUCCGCAUCGCUGAAGGCGCAACGCUGGCUGAAGCGACGGGCGCCAAAACCCAGGAAGAGGUGAAACUGAACGGUCACGCCAUGCAGUGUCGUAUCACCACCGAGGACCCGCAAAACAAUUUUAUUCCAGACUAUGGCCGAUUGCUGGCCUAUCGCGCCGCAACCGGCAUGGGCAUACGUCUGGAUGGCGGAACCGCUUACAACGGCGCGGUGAUUACCCGUUACUACGACUCACUGCUGGAAAAAGUGACGGCAUGGGCACCCACUCAGGAAGCGGUCAUUGCCAGAAUGGAUCGGGCGCUGCGGGAGUUUCGUAUUCGUGGCGUCUCCACCAAUAUCGCGUUUGUUGAAAACCUUUUGCGCCAUCCAACCUUUCUCGAUAAGACGUACACCACGCGCUUUAUCGAUGAAACCAAGGAGCUGUUCAACUUUCCCAAACGCCGCGACCGCGCCACCAAAAUACUGACCUACAUCGCAGACAUCAGCGUCAACGGUCACCCCGAGACAGCCGGCCGGACGCUGCCGGGCGACCGAGCGACGGUAAAAAUGCCCUGUAUUCCGGCCAACCAACACAGUUCCACGGCAGGAACGCGACAGUUGUUGGACGAAAAGGGACCACAGGCGGUGGCUGACUGGCUUGCUACCCAACCGCAACUGCUGCUUACAGAUACCACCAUGCGUGAUGGGCAUCAGUCUUUGCUGGCCACUCGAAUGCGCUCACUUGACAUGGUGAAUGUCGCAGGCAGCCUAGCCCACAACCUGCCCCAGCUCUUUUCCAUUGAAUGCUGGGGUGGCGCCACCUUUGAUGUGGCCUACCGAUUUUUGCAGGAGUGUCCGUGGCAACGUCUGCGCGACCUUCGCGCAGCCAUGCCCAACGUGAUGACGCAGAUGCUGCUGCGCGCGUCCAAUGGCGUUGGCUACACCAAUUACCCCGAUAACGUGGUGCAGGAGUUUGUGCGCCAGGCCAGUGUCAGCGGCGUUGAUGUGUUCCGUGUUUUUGACAGCCUUAACUGGGUUGAAAAUAUGCGCGUGGCCAUGGACGCCGUGGGAAAACACAAGGUCUGCGAGGGCACCAUUUGCUACACCGGGGAUAUUUUGGACCCAGUGCGUGCUAAAUAUGACCUGAAGUACUACGUCAAGAUGGGCCAGGAUCUGCGUGGUGCCGGUGCGCAUAUCCUUGGCCUCAAAGAUAUGGCCGUGUUAAAGCCCGCAUCAGCCAGCAUCUUGGUCAAAGCGCUGAAGGAGGAGGUCGGCCUGCCAAUUCACUUUCAUACCCACGAUACUUCCGGAAUAGCAGGCGCUACCAUUUUAGCUGCCGCAAAGGCAGGCGUAGACGUGGCUGACUGCGCCAUGGACGCAUUCGCCGGCCACUUCACAACCAUGCCUGGCUCAAUUGUCGAAGCCCUGCGUCACACCGAUCGCGAUACGGGCCUCGAUAUCAACGCCAUCCGGGAUAUUUCCAACUAUUGGGAAGGCGUGCGCUCUCAGUACAGCGCAUUUGAAAGUGGCCUGCCUGCGCCCGCGUCCGAAGUAUAUCUGCAUGAAAUGCCAGGGGGUCAGUUCACCAACCUCAAAGCCCAGGCUCGUUCGUUGGGGCUGGAGGAUCGCUGGCAAACGGUGGCUCAAACCUACGCUGACGUCAAUCAGAUGUUUGGCGACAUCGUUAAGGUCACGCCCUCAUCGAAAGUGGUGGGCGAUAUGGCGCUGAUGAUGGUCAGUCAGGGCCUAACCCGGAUCAGGUAGAAGACCCGGCCACCGAUCUGGCGUUUCCCGACCGUGGUGGAUAUGAUGCGCGGCAAUCUGGGUCAACCACCCGGAGGCUUCCCCGAAGGCAUCCAAACCAAAGUCUUAAAAGACGAGAUUCCCAGCACCAGCCGCCCUGGCGCAAAUAUGCCCGCCGUCGAUCUUGUCGCAGUGCGAACCGAACUUUCACAGCAGGACGGAUUCGACGUUGAUGAUGAAGAUUUAAACGGCUACCUGAUGUACCCGAAAGUAUUCCUCGACUACAUGGGUCGGCACAGGGUCUAUGGUCCAGUCCGCACGCUGCCAACGCUGACAUUUUUCUACGGCAUGACUCCAGGCGAAGAAAUCUCGGUGGAAAUUGACCCGGGAAAAACUCUGGAGAUACGCCUGCAGGCUGUGGGCGAGACUAACGAAGCCGGCGAGGCCAAAGUCUUUUUCGAACACGGACAGCCUCGCUCAAUCCGAGUGACCGAUCGUAAAGCCACGGGCCAGCACGCUCGACGGCCAAAAGCCCAGGUGGGUAACCCUGCUCACGUUUCAGCGCCAAUGCCAGGGGUGAUCGCCAGCGUGCUGGUGGCCGCCGGUCAGUCGGUCAAAACCGGUGACCUGCUGCUGACAAUGGAAGCCAUGAAAAUGGAAACCGCCAUCCACGCAGAGCAAGAUGGCACGGUGAAGCUGAUCCAUACACCCACCGGCAGCCAGGUGGAUGCCAAAGACCUACUAUUGGAGUUGGAGUCGUAG
This is a messenger RNA of Nerophis lumbriciformis (worm pipefish), 3432 nucleotides long. The record is from RefSeq and is a predicted model, not a curated record. Lineage: Eukaryota; Metazoa; Chordata; Actinopteri; Syngnathiformes; Syngnathidae.